Medicago truncatula (barrel medic) is the source of this 1298-nucleotide messenger RNA. RefSeq lists its product as uncharacterized. Lineage: Eukaryota; Viridiplantae; Streptophyta; Magnoliopsida; Fabales; Fabaceae. Gene Ontology annotation, cellular component: chloroplast. The transcript is spliced from 7 exons. The coding region runs from base 156 to 1163 and encodes 335 amino acids. The record is from RefSeq and is a predicted model, not a curated record.
AAAGUUUAAGAUCCUCAAUCACCGCCAAAUUCACAUCUCAACCAAAUAUGACACACAAUUUCCUUCCAAAUCAUACAAACUUUUGAUAAAACAUCACACCAAUUUCUUCUACAAUCAUUUAGUUGAUUAAAAAGACUCAAUUUGAUUGCACACUAAUGAUUUUCUCAAGAAAACACGUUCAAAGUGUUAUUGCUUUGUUACUGAUUGCUUUGUUAUCAUUAACAUGGAACCUUAAUUCAGUUUCAGCCUCCUCAGGAGGUGUUGCGGGAGGAAGCUUCUUCGAUUCAGAUUCUUCCUCCUCUGAUUCAUUCACAAGUGACUCAGAUUCUGAACGUGUAAGGGAACAUCAUCAUAUGUAUGAUUCCCCUCCUCAUCAUGAUGGUGAUGAUAAGGUUGCAAGUGGUGGAAAUGGGCCAUUGGUGUUCUUCAUGAUAUUUGCAUUUGGUAUCUUUUUUGUUGGAUUUUGGAAUAAAGAUGCUAAUGGGAAUAGGAAUUCAGUUACUGUGCUCAAGCUUCAGGUUGGAAUGUUGGUUGAGGUGGGAAACACAAUACAAAGGGAUCUAGCUAGGAUUGCAGAAGCUGCUAAUACAUCCUCUCGAGAAGGUGUCUGCAAUUUAUUGAAAGAGACAAUGCAAACUCUGGAUCAACAUCAUGGUUUCUGUGUAGCAGGAUACUCAUCUGUGGAUCUUAAACGAAGCAAGGACGAUGGAGAAAAAUGCUAUAACCAACUAUCAAACGAAGAAAGGGCAAAAUUUGAUGAAGAGACAUUAGUUAACUUGACGGACAACCAUAAAACAAUUAUAAGAAGCCAGAGUUACGAUAAGAUUGGCAAUGAAAACUCCACGUUUGAUGUGAGAAAGAGUUCUGAAGAAGCAGAGAAAUUCGAAACAGAGAAACUUCUCGAUGGGCCGGACAACAAGUACAUAGUGAUAAUAUUAUUAGUAGCUGUUAAAGGAGCACAUAAGCUACCUGAUAUCAAUGGAGCUGAAGAUUUAAAGGAAGUCUUACCAAAGCUUAAAUCCCUUAUUUCCAGCAAAUAUUUAUUAGCUGGUGAAGUGUUAUGGACCCCACAGAAAGAGAAUGACACCGUCUCAGAUGCAAAGCUACUUAAAGACUACCUUCAGUUAGCUAAGUCUAUGAAAAUCUCUAAGAAACAUGAAUAAAAUAAGGAGGUAAUGCUUGGUUGCUAUUUUUGUUUUAAAUGUUUAGAGACACUUCUGGGGCCAACAUUGAACAUUAUCUUGGUCCAAAUGAAAUUGAUCUCAGAUCCCUUUAAUAAAAACAUGGAGUUCAGAUCU